Messenger RNA from Trifolium pratense (red clover), 1685 nucleotides. RefSeq names its product protein ENHANCED DOWNY MILDEW 2-like. NCBI's taxonomy places the organism in Eukaryota, Viridiplantae, Streptophyta, Magnoliopsida, Fabales, Fabaceae. The transcript is spliced from 9 exons. The record is from RefSeq and is a predicted model, not a curated record. The coding region runs from base 1 to 1035 and encodes 344 amino acids.
AUGAAUAAGGACUUAUAUGAAAAAGUUGUGGAUGGUUGUGCAUUGCUCCAAGAUAUCAACAUAUGGAGUGAUGGAGAUUUAACCAUGGUGGAGGAGAGGGGAAUAAAUUUAAGUGGAGGACAAAAACAACGAAUUCAGUUGGUAAGGGCUGUUUAUAAUGACUCAGAUAUUUAUUUUCUCGGUGAUCCUUUUAGUGCUGUUGAUGCUCAUAGGGGAAGCCAUUUGUUUAAGAGGAAUCAAGACUCAUUUGAUAUUCCACCAUCUGAGAAUGAUGUUCGAAUUCAUAUGGCAUUGAUUCACGAGGCUACAGAAAGGGACACUGAUUUAACAAAAUCAAAGGUUCAUAAUUCUGUUUUUGUUUUGUACUUGGAUUAUCUGCUUAAUUUCAUAGGAAAGACAUGUUCAAAUGAAGACUUCCAUGAUGAGGAGGAGGUGGUGGUGGAUGAGGAGAAGGAGGUGGAGGAGGAAGUGGAGGAGGAGGAGAAGGAGGAGGAGGAGGAGGAGGUGGAGGGGUUGGAGGCGAAUGACAAAUCUGACGGUGAAGGCGAACUCAAUGUAGAUGAAGAGCAAAAUAUUGGAUACGAUACUGUUUGUGCAAUUUGUGAUAAUGGUGGUGAAAUACUUCCUUGUGAAGGAAGGUGUCUGAGAUCCUUCCAUGCAACCAUAGAGGCUGGCAGAGAUUCAUUUUGUGAUUCUCUUGGCUACACAAUUACUCAAGUUAAUGUAUUUCCUUGUGUUACUGCAAAUUGUGGUCACUAUUACCAUCCUAAAUGUGUUGCAAGACUACUCUACCCUGGCACUGACCCCAAACAAGAGGCAAUGAGGAAGAACAUUGCAACCGAAAAAACAUUUGUCUGUCCUCUUCAUAUAUGUUCGUUAUGCAGAAAAGGUGAAAAUAGAAACGUUCAUGAUUUGCAAUUUGCGAUGUGUAGACGCUGCCCCAAGGCUUACCACCGGAAAUGCUUGCCCAAGGAAAUUAUUAUAUGGGCAUUGAGCAGAGGGCUUGGGAUGAUCUUCUUGACAAAAGAAUUUUGAUGUAUUGCUUGGAUCAUAAGAUAGUUUUGGAACUCGGAACUCCCGCAAGAAACCAUCUGAUAUUUCCUGAUAAGGAGGUCAAAAGGAAUUUAGUCAGCUUCAAACCAUUGAAGAGAGGUUUUGAAGAUCUUCCUCCUAACAAGACAUUAGUGCCAAAACUAAUUUUAAAGGAAAGAGCUGGCCUUCAAAGUGGCAGUUGUUCGAAAAUUAUGGAGAAAGUAUGCUCUAAGGCAGAUACACAUUUGUCAACUGGACCAGAUAAUUUUGACAGGGCUAGAAAAUAUUCGAAAGUUGAAACGACGUCUACAUCAAAUAGAUCAUUACCAAAUUAUGAAAACAGAGUGCCUUUUAAAAAUAAUAACUUGUCCUGUAUUCCAAGGCAGCCUGAAGCUAGAUCCCAACAGCAAAAAUCUGUUGGUAGAAUUGAAGAAACAAGCUUAAUGAAGCCUCUGGUGAAAAAAGUCAAAACUUCACUCGAGCAUAGAAAAGCAGAAAUGGAAAACCGGUAUUUUAUGUGCAUUAUGAUAUGGUUGUUCUUUUUAUUGGGUUAAUUGAAGAAAAAGAUUGAUUUGCGAAUUCACCUGUUUAUAUUUGGACAUUAUGCUGUACAAAAUUUUAUCUUUAAUGGAAGAAGUCACGUCUAAUUUGAA